AAGAUUGGAAUAAAAAGAAAUUUGUUUCAUGAGACAUGGGCAACUGUCUUACAGCAAUGUUUGGUCGAAAAAAAGAAGAAAAACCUAGACGUCCAGCUUCUAAAUCCAAAAAUUUGUCUCAGUUUGGAUUAUUUAACAUUCCUGAUGAUUUCCAACCCAUGGAUAAUGAACCAACUGAUAGCGAAGAUGAUGAUUUUGAAGCUGAGCUAGCGGCCAUCACAUCAGGAAAUGGACCAAAGAAACCACAACGACAAAAGCCUAAACCAAAUCUAGUUUCACCUGAUGCUUUAGAUCAAUUAGUUUCAGCUAGUUUAAGAGAUAUUCCGUCCGAUGAAGAAGUUAAUUCUGAUGAUGAAAAUGAUCCGACACUAUUAAGUGAACUACACGAGUUGGCUGGAGUACCUCCUGUAGUUGAAAGUCCUCCAAAUGUUGAUGAUCCAGGCGAUGGUGAUAUUAGUCAAUUGCUACAGAAUCGAUUGAAAAUGUAUGAAACUGCUGAAGAUAAUGCAAAGAAAGCUGGUGAAAGUUCAAGAGCUAGACGUCUUGGACGUGGAAUAAAAACAUUAAAAGAUUUAAUUAAGAAUGUUAAUGCUGGAAGAAAUAUUGAUCAAGCUGAUAUUCCUCCAGAAGUUGCAAUUACAGUUCACAAGAAACCUGAUCCAGAGCCCGCUGUUGAGCCUAGUCCUGAAACAAAUGUGCCAGUAAAACCUCCUACAAUUGACCUACCGGCUGCGCCAGUUAUAUCACCGGAAGAUAAUAGUAAUAUAGAUAUGCUAAAUGAAAGAAAAAAACAGUACAAGCUCGCAGCUUUAAAAGCUAAAAAAGAAAAUGAUAAUGUAACAGCUUUAAAUUACAUAAAAAUCGCAAAACAAUUUGAUGUUAUUAUUGAAGCAAUACAAAACGGUCAAGAGGUUGAUUUAAGCAACAUGCCUGGACCUCCACAGGAGAAACAAAAUAUUCCAAUGAAAGAAGAAUCGGAGACGCAAAAAAGUCCACAAGCCGAUACAGUUAUCAGUCCUGAUCCUGGAGUGUCUGUUUCAGAGGAAACUGAGGAAGAUGCUCCAGCACCGGCAUUAAUAACAGCUUCAAGUGUUGCUGAAGCGCUACAACAAAGAUUAGAAAUAUAUAAAGGCGAAGAGCAAAAAGCAAAGGAAGCAGGAAAUUCCAGUAAAGCUAGACGAAUGGGUCGUAUUGUUAAACAAUUCCAAGAUGCAAUUCGAUUAAAUAACGCUGGCAAACCGAUUCCAAUUGACGAACUACCAACUCCACCUGGAUUUGCACCAAUUCCUGUUCCAGGCGGUGCUCCAAGCGAACCACCACCUCAAUUAAAACCAGCACCAGCUCCACCAAGACCAGCCCCGGCUCCUCCAAGACCAACUUCAGAGCCAGCGACUGAAGAGGGGACUGCAACUCAGCCUCCUACUCCACCCAAACGAGGCACUGUCCGAAAAUCGGGUAAUCAAUCAUCAACUACCCACAAUGAACGACAAUUAGAGGUGUUAUUAGCGAAACAAAAGGAAUUUAAAUUAGCGGCUUUAAAUGCGAAAAAGAAUGGAGAAAUUAUGCAAGCGAAGGAAUAUCUAAAAAUGGCUAAAGGUAUGGAUGCUUUAAUUGAGGCUGCUACAUGUGGCUUACCGGUGGAUAUGUCAACAAUUCCAAUCCCAGCUACUGCACGAUCCGAAUUAGAAGAUGGAUUUGAUUUUGUUAUGACUGCAGAAUGUAAUGACGAUGAUUCCGAAAUGACCGAUAUUUUAGGACGAAUGGAAAAGCAAUUAUUGAAACAAUUAAGUUUAUGUUUAAGUACUCGGGAUCAUUUGAAAGCAAUUGGUGAUGUGGCUGGUUUAAAUCGUUUCGAGAAUUUAGCAUUAAGUGUGACACGUGAUUUGGAUAUGAUACGAGUACUACGACGAUCUGGUGAUAAUCCAAAACCACCAAAAUUCCAUUAUGAGACGAAAAACUUUUCGGUUGUUAAAUGUAAUACCGAUUUAAAUGAUGAUGAAUUGGAGUUAAUUAUUGUUCGUGGUAUUAAUUAUAAAUGUCCAAAUCCGACCGAUAUUGAUACGUAUGUGAAAUUUGAAUUUCCAUUUCCACAGGAGGAUCCACCAAAGGAUCGAACUUCUACUGUAAAAGAUACAAAUAAUCCAGAAUAUAAUGCAAGUUUUAAGUUACCAAUACAACGGAAUGCACGUGUCUGUCAAAGAGUAUUUAAGAGACAGGGUGUAAAAUUUGAGGUGUAUUCUAGAGGUUGUUCAGAUUGGUGUUGCAUCUUUGAUUGUGUUGCAUCUUGUUGCAGCGGCUUCUUACGGAGUGAUACCUUAUUGGGAACAGUUACUGUCAAGUUACAGCAAUUAGAAUCAAAAGUGGAAAUUCAUGAUUCAUUUGAUCUAUUGGAAGGACGUAAAGCAGUUGGUGGAAAAUUAGAAGUCCGUCUACGAAUAAGAGAUCCAUUACAAACACGUCAAAUAGAAGAAAUGACCGAAAAAUGGCUUAUAAUUGAUUCUUCUUGAGUCUAAAUUUUAAAAAAAUAACUUAACAGAACAAAUUGUCUAAAAACUGAAGGUUGAUCUAGAAAUCUUAAAACGAAUUUCGUUUUUAAUAAACAAUAAAUAUAAAACUUUAGUCUUAUCUAUUAAAUAUAUAUUUUUCAUAUUUGUUUUCUGGCCACAUGGUUUUAUAUGGUAUUUUUUUGGAGACAUAGGAUAGGAUGAGAUCCAAAGUGAUGGUGCUUUUAAAAAAAUAAACAAUAUUGAAUGAAUGGGGUUGUUUUUACCCAUAAAAUGUUAUAAAUAAUAUUGAU
Chrysoperla carnea is the source of this 2797-nucleotide messenger RNA. RefSeq names its product coiled-coil and C2 domain-containing protein 1-like (gene l(2)gd1). The transcript has 7 exons. The coding region runs from base 36 to 2507 and encodes 823 amino acids. Gene Ontology annotation, biological process: regulation of transcription by RNA polymerase II. Lineage: Eukaryota; Metazoa; Arthropoda; Insecta; Neuroptera; Chrysopidae. Gene Ontology annotation, cellular component: nucleus. The record is from RefSeq and is a predicted model, not a curated record. Gene Ontology annotation, molecular function: RNA polymerase II cis-regulatory region sequence-specific DNA binding; DNA-binding transcription repressor activity, RNA polymerase II-specific.